This is a messenger RNA of Strigops habroptila (Kakapo), 2453 nucleotides long. RefSeq names its product podocalyxin like (gene PODXL). The coding region runs from base 81 to 1850 and encodes 589 amino acids. Gene Ontology annotation, biological process: regulation of microvillus assembly; negative regulation of cell-cell adhesion; cell migration. The record is from RefSeq and is a predicted model, not a curated record. The transcript is spliced from 9 exons. Lineage: Eukaryota; Metazoa; Chordata; Aves; Psittaciformes; Psittacidae. Gene Ontology annotation, cellular component: microvillus membrane; apical plasma membrane.
CCGGGGCCGGGGGAGGGCAGAGGCCGCCCGCCCCGCCGGGAUUGCGCCGGGAGCCGCGGUGGGAACGGCACCGAGGCACGAUGCGGGCACCGCUGCUGCUGCCGCUACUGCUGCUCGGUGUCAGCUCUCAGGAUGAUGCAAAGACACCUCCUCCAAGCACAGGAAAGAUUGAGCAGAUCAUCACGGCUGCACGCACCACCAAGAAGCAAGAGACCACUCCUACAAGCAAACCAGGAAACCCACCGUCCACCUCUAUGCAGUCACGCGCCCCAGUUCAAGGGACCACUACUGUAAGCAAGCCAGGAAACCCAGCGCCCGUCUCUGUGAUAGCACCCACCACAGUUCAAAGGACGACCCCUACGAGCAACAGGGAAAGCCCAUCAUCCACCCCUGCAAUGUCAACCGUCACUGUUCGAGGGACCACCCCAACCAACAAGCCAGGAAAACCACCACUCUCCCCUACCACAUCACCCCAACCAUCACAGCAGGUCAGCUCUUCAACCAGCUCCAGGACCUCAGCAGCCAUCCCUGCUGUCACCUCCGGUAUGACACAGGAGAAGACCAGCCCUCCAGCCAGCUUGGGAAUCCCAGCAGCCACCACUGCUGCAAGUCCUGUCCUCACACAUGUGAGCAGCCCUCCAGCCUCCCCAGGGAGUAUAGGGAGUGGUGUCUCAUCCUCUCCUGAUGUGAAAGCUCAGGGAAGCCAACCUUCAGUCCAGUUGACCACUACCGCUGCAAGCACCGGGGUCCCAGGUAGCAUCCUUCCCCCUGAGGUCAAGGACUAUGGUGUCCCUUCUUCCACAUCUGUCACCCAGCAGCCUCACUCUUCUGCCAGUUCUCCAGGCCAGGGACCAGCCUCUUCCACCAGACCUGGAAGCAUCAACACUUCUGUUCCCCCUUUUGGUGGAUCCGUGUCCCCCACCACUAGUAAAGCAUCUCUGACUUUAUCACCUGGCGGCAUCGACAAGGUCUCAGAGGCAGCCACCACGCCGACUCCUGCAGCAGACCAGAGAAGUCAUCCAUCAACCAAGCCUGCAAGUGCUGACCAGAGCCCUGCCAGUGCACAGCCAUCAUCCCCAUCCCCGGGGGACCAGGCAGUGAGCAGCAGUCCCUGCCACCAGCACCCUAACAUUUCAUUCCAGAAUGAGGUCAUCUGUAAAGACCAAAUGCAAAAUAAUUGGCCCACCAUAUACCUGAAAGAAGCUAAAACCUGUGCUGAGUGGAGGACCGCCAGCACCAACGUGUCCUUCUUUGAGAGCUUCUGCUCCACGGCCCAGCACGUGUUCAACGCCAGCAGGGAGACGUGCACAGUGACGCUGAGCGCCCACGAGCCCCGCUCCCAGCUCUGGGCUGUGCAGGUGGUCAUACACAUCCCUUUGGACCCUGAAAAAGUCCUCGAGGAGCUGAAGGAGAAGAAGGACAAGUUAGAAGAGCUCGGCAUCGCCAACAUCACCUAUGACAGAAUGGAGAGGGAGAUGAUCAUCACGGAUGAGUUCAGCACACCCUUGAUCAUCACCAUCGUCACCCUGGCCGGCUCCCUGCUGCUGAUCGCUGCCAUCUACGGCUGCUGCCACCAGCGCUUCUCCCAGAAGAAGGAUCAGCACAUCCACCCUGAUCUCCCCGGGUUUGAUGAUGGACAUGUGGCCCUGAUCUUUAAUCGCCUGACCGAGGAGCUGCAGACAAUGGAGAACGGGUACCACGAUAACCCCACGCUGGAGGUGAUGGAGACCUCCUCCGAGAUGCAGGAGAAGAAGGUGAACCUCAACGGGGAGCUGGGGGACAGCUGGAUCGUGCCUCUCGACACCCUCAUGAAGGAGGACCUGGAGGAAGAGGAGGACACGCAUCUAUAGGAUGCGGAACUCGAUCAAGCAGACAAACCACCAUCAACCCCCCCCAAAAGAACCCCACAAUUCCUACACACACGCACACACACAACUCCAAAACAAGGCAGAAAUCCCAACAAACCUCAGAAAAAUCCAUUCAUGAACUAAUCAUGGCCCCUCGUGCCAUGAAAGAGGAAGGGACAUGAGAAGACACCUCUGGGGCGCAUCGUCAACAUAAGCCACUUGUGGUGGCUGCAUCUGGACAGGCAUCUCCAUCACCUAUGGGUGCUCAGCAGGACCUACCACACCAGCCAUGGGCUAAUGGGGUGGCUUUGCUCCUGAAGAGCUGCUGGUGUCUCCUCUGAGCGUGUCCCCUCCCAUCCCAUGUCCAACCACACCAACUGCAUCCUCCAGCUAUCGAAUCACCCAGAGAUGAAGAGAAAUAGAUGUAAAUAGGGUGGGAGAGGGAGCACAUCUCCUCACAGCAAUUAGAGCUAGAAAGUCCUCUGGCCCACGCUGUUUAGUCAUCACUCUGCCCUCCCCAAUAGCCGGGUAUUGAGUGGAACAGACUCUUCCUUGAGUUUUAAUCCAGUUUCCAUCCUCUCUCCAUAAACUGCCAGCUGAAACGCA